CCGACAACGAUCGCCGCUUCCCCCCUCAAACCCCGCGGCUGAGACAGUGCGGGUAGUGGUGGCUACUGUGUGCGUGUGAACGAGAGAAGAAGCCAACAGCAGCAGCAGCCAGAAGGAGUCGCUGCCUCGCCACUGCCUGUCGGCGAUGGGCUCCGUCUCGCUCAAUAUUCGUGACGGCACCGCCCGCUUCCGUCGCGCCACCCUCUGCUCCUCCGCUGUUCACCUUCUGAUGCUUGCCUCUGUCCUUACUACGAACCUCUUCGCCCUCUAUGCCUUCACCUCCGCCCCCUCCCCCUCCGCCGCCCCUGCUUUCUUCCGCCACCACCCUGGCGUUGGCGGCGGCCGUGGCAACGUCUCCGUCAUAUCUGAUCACGUCUCACUUAUCGUCCGCGAGAUCGAGGCCUCGGAGCGCCGCCUCCACAUGAUCGAGCGCGAGCUCGCCGGGUACGACAUUCUCGACACCUCCAAGCACUCCCUCCCCUCCGAGCUCAAGCUCUUCCUCGCCCACCACCCCCUUCCCCUCGGCCGUGACGCCCGCUCUGGAAUCACCGAGAUGGUCGCUUCCGUCGCCCACUCCUGCGCCCGCUCCCCUGCCGCCGAGCUCCUCGCCCGCUACAUGUCCUACAGGCCCGCCGCUCCAUGCCCCACCGACGACUACCUCCUUCCCCAGAAACUCGUCGCGAAGGCGUGUGAGCCCCUUCCCCGCCGCCGCUGCCUCUCCCGCCCCGCAGCCUCCUCUGCCGCCAUUCCUCGCCUCUCCUUCGCCCAGUCCCUCUGGAACCCGGGCGCCAAGAACCCCGGCGCCGGCAUUUACGGCAUCGACAAGCAAAUGUGGGUGAAACCCAGGAGUAAAAACGACUUCUUGAUCGACGAUGUCCUGGCUCUGGGCAAUGGCGGGAUCCGGAUCGGGUUCGACAUCGGAGGUGGAGCUGCUAACUUCGCCGCCAGGAUGGCCGAGAGGAACGUCACCGUGGUGACGUCCACCCUCGAGAUAGGCGGAAAGCCGAUGAAUGAGUUCGUGGCGGCUCGGGGCCUCUUCCCGCUGCUCCUCUCGCCGGCUCAGAGAUUUCCCUUCUACGACUCGGUGUUCGAUCUGGUGCACGCGAUCAACGCGUUGGACGAGGGCGGCGCCCCGUCGCUGGGGCAGGCGAGCCGCACCGAGGUGCUCGAGUUCUUCAUGUUCGACAUCGAUCGGGUUCUCAGGGCCGGCGGCUUGUUCUGGCUCGACAACUACCUCUGCGCCGACGACGACAGAAAGCGCACGGUCACAAGACUACUAGAGAGACUCGGGUACAAGAAACUGAAAUGGGUGGUGGACGAGAAGGCCGGCGCGAGCUCAUCGGGGAAGACGCAGAUACGUCUCUCGGCCGUGCUGCAGAAGCCAGCGAGAAGUCGAACUGCGUCGCAUUCGCCGGAGAACAGGUGAUGGGUCGAUUCUUUAGAUUCAUGCCGACCGAAUUGGUCGGCCGGUCAUUGCAUCCAACAGGUUUGGUCGUUUGCUGUAUUCAAAAUAAGAGAAACAUGGGGCUAAUUAUGAGUGUAAAGUCACUAAUUACGUUCAUUAGGAAGGUGAUGCAAAGAAAGAAGCAACUAUUCUAUGCUUACAGGAGCAAAUCUGCACCGCAUUGUCUUCAAUUCAGCUUGUGUAUCAAUCAUUGGUUACUCAUUGAUUAACCAUUUU
Messenger RNA from Musa acuminata subsp. malaccensis (wild Malaysian banana), 1681 nucleotides. RefSeq names its product probable methyltransferase At1g29790. The record is from RefSeq and is a predicted model, not a curated record. NCBI's taxonomy places the organism in Eukaryota, Viridiplantae, Streptophyta, Magnoliopsida, Zingiberales, Musaceae.